GGACAUUUUAGUCAGCUGCACAAGCAUGUGCAUGAGUCGAGCGGAUGACAGGGCUUUCUGACCAAAACGGUAUUUUCAUCAAAGUUUUGAUGUCGAAAGAGGUAUGGAACACCCGGCUUGUAUUUUGGAGGAAUUGAAGCAGUUUGUCGUAAAGGACGCCCCACCGACGGUGUAUUACAUCCCAGAUUUCAUAUCGGAAGAUGAGGAGUCCUACCUUCAACAGCAGGUGUAUAAAUCUCCCAAAACUAAAUGGACUCAGCUGUCAGGCAGACGGCUUCAGAACUGGGGAGGGUUACCACAUCCCAAAGGCAUGCUGGCAGAGAAGAUUCCUGACUGGCUCCGGACCUACUGCGAGAAGAUUUCCUCUCUAGGUGCAUUCAGUGGGAAAACCGCCAACCACGUGUUGGUGAACGAGUAUAAACCAGGGGAAGGGAUCAUGCCUCACGAAGACGGCCCUCUGUACCACCCGACCGUCACCACCGUCAGCCUGGGCUCUCACACCUUCCUUGACUUCUACGCACCCAUCAGCAGCCAGGAGGCCGCUGAUGCACCGCAGACGGAGGAGAGCCGCUUCCUCUUCUCCCUGCUGGUGAAGCCGCGCAGCCUUCUCAUCCUGCAGGAUGAGAUGUACCAGCGUCUCCUCCACGGCAUCCGGCCCCGCGCCCAGGACACGCUGACAGACAAGGUGGUGAACCGGUCUGCUGCCGGGGCCGUGCCAGGAGAGACCCUGACCCGAGGAACCAGAGUGUCACUGACCAUACGACACGUGCCCAAAGUUAUGAAGAUGAAGCUUGUACUGGGGAGGAAAUGAAGAAAUACUGCACGUUGGCAUGCUAGUUUGUUAUAAUACUACACGCUGCGUUUGCCACGGACACCAUCGAGCAUACGAUCAAUGGGACUGUCUCCUCCAAGCUGCUUCAUUCCCAUUAUGUGUUUAUAAUAGAUCACUUCUAGCUUUGUUAAAUAUCUGUGCUGCCACAAGUGAUCUCACUGCUGCAGUAACAUUUCUGGACAUUAUCAAAGGCAACAUUACAAAGAGGGUCGCAACUAGAAAUUGUUUAAACUAUGGAUUCAUCUCUUAAAGUGCCCAUAUUAUGAAAAAAACACUUUUUCUGGUA
Molecule: messenger RNA, 1118 nt
Organism: Perca fluviatilis (European perch)
Lineage: Eukaryota; Metazoa; Chordata; Actinopteri; Perciformes; Percidae
Gene: alkbh6
Product: alkB homolog 6
Exons: 2
Coding region: 104-811 (235 amino acids)
Source: RefSeq, a predicted model, not a curated record